Drosophila pseudoobscura is the source of this 2365-nucleotide messenger RNA. RefSeq names its product acylphosphatase-1. The record is from RefSeq and is a predicted model, not a curated record. Lineage: Eukaryota; Metazoa; Arthropoda; Insecta; Diptera; Drosophilidae. Bases 145 to 453 code for a protein of 102 amino acids. The transcript is spliced from 8 exons. Gene Ontology annotation, molecular function: acylphosphatase activity.
CCUGUUCGGCUCAGUACUUGUUUGGGAGCAGCGCCCUGAACAUCAGCUCUAAAAUUUACAGUUUUUCCAAAUUAUUUUUGUAUUUUUUCCAAAAAAUUUUGUUUUAGAAUGUGUAAAUAAAACUUUUUCAAAAUUUCUGUGAUAAUGUCCAAGGCCAAUAUAAUGACUUGUGACUUUGAAAUUAAGGGAAAAAUCCCUAAAGAGGCGUUCGAGAUGUUCGCUGCGGCCCAGGCCAAGGUGUUGGGUUUGCGCGGGUACAUCACCCAGGUCUCUGAAGAGUGCUUCAAGGGUCAACUGCAGGGUGAGGGCCGUGUGAUUGAGGCCUUCAAGCAGAUGAUCCUGUCGGCCGCCGAAUACGUGGCUGCCGUCAAGGAGUUCGUCAUCAAGAACCUCAAGGCCAUCGAUGACUACACCUAUAAGACCUUCGAAGUGAAGGACAAGGGGGCAAAGUAGAAGCUCUGCGAACACCAAGCCAUGGAUCUCUAAGAAGCCGAUUAGUUACAAGUCCGUGGCAAAGAUUCGGAAGGACCAUUCAUUGAGAAAUCCAUUGGGGCGCUGCUUUGACAUUUAGUUGAAGAUAUAUAUUUUACUACCAUUUACCGGACGCAAAAUACACUCUUCCAUCCGCGAGAUUUUAAAUGCUUUGAUAAAAUGUGCAAGCUAUGUAUAUAUUUUUUAUGCAAAUAACUACACUGUGCAAUACCUGAAACUCCUAAGCCCGAGAACCCUGCCCUUCUGGAGUUUAUUUUUGUUUACCAAUUAAUACACUACACUAAUCCUGAGACGUCCAAAGCCGAUCUGGAAGCGGGUGCUUUCAGAUCCCUGGUAAAAACUCUGAGGGACACAUCCACGAAUCAAUCGGUUUGAGUUCAAUAUUAUACUACCAUACUAAAUACCAAAUAUACUGAUGGAUACCUGAGACGUUGGAUGCCUUGACAAAAUGUGCAAGGUAUACACUUUUUUAUACACAAAUACAAAUGUAUAUGCCCUCUGCUGUAACUAUUGAUUGGCCCCGAUCGAUUAGUUACGAGAAGUACUCCCAUGAAGAAUGGAAUCUACACAAAUUUCUGGUAAAGACUCUAAGAGACACAUCCAAGAAUCAAUCGGUUUGAGUUCAAUAUUAUACUACCAUACUAAAUACCAAAUAUACUGAUGGAUACCUGAGACGUUGGAUGCCUUGACAAAAUGUGCAAGGUAUACACUUUUUUAUACACAAAUACAAAUGUAUAUGCCCUCUGCUGUAACUAUUGAUUGGCCCCGAUCGAUUAGUUACGAGAAGUACUCCCAUGAAGAAUGGAAUCUACACAAAUUUCUGGUAAAGACUCUAAGAGACACAUCCAAGAAUCAAUCGGUUUGAGUUCAAUAUUAUACUACCAUACCAAAUACCAAAUAUACUGAUGGAUACCUGAGACGUUGGAUGCCUUGACAAAAUGUGCAAGGUAUACACUUUUUUAUACACAAAUACAAAUGUAUAUGCCCUCUGCUGUAACUAUUGAUUGGCCCCGAUCGAUUAGUUACGAGAAGUACUCCCAUGAAGAAUGGAAUCUACACAAAUUUCUGGUAAAAACUCUGAAGGACACAUCCACGAAUCAAUCGGUUGGAGUUCAAUAUUAUACUACCAUACUAAAUACCAAAUAUACUGAUGGAUACCUGAGACGUUGGACGCCUUGACAAAAUGUGCAAGGUAUACACUUUUUUAUACACAAAUACAAAUGUAUAUGCCCUCUGCUGUAACUAUUGAUUGGCCCCGAUCGAUAAGUUACGAGAAGUACUCCCAUGAAGAAUGGAAUCUACACAAAUUUCUGGUAAAAACUCUGAGAGACACAUCCACGAAUCAAUUGGUUGGAGUUCAAUAUUAUACUACCAUACUAAGUAUCAAAUAUACUGAUGGAUGGAUCACUGAGACGUUGAAUGCCUUGACAAAAUGUGCAAGGUAUACACUUUUUUAUACACAAAUACAAAUGUAUACGCCCGAAAACAAUGCCCUCUGCUUAAACUAUUGAUUGGCCUCGAACGAUUGGAAAAUAGAAAUCUACAAAAAAGAAAGCAAAGAAUGUACACAAAUCCCUGGUCAAGAAUCGGAAGGACCAUACACGAAUCCGUAAGCGGCAAGUCUAAUUUUUUUCUUUUGGAAAAUCGACACUGAAAAAUUCCUGAGAGGUCACAAGCUAAGGAAAGGAGAAGAUCAAGCCGAGGGAAGAUCCUGGAUACCGGUCACAACAUUGAGAUCUAUGGCAAAUAAUCCAAAGGACAGUUCAGCCAGGAGACCUGUCUGCUGAAAUCAGCCAAGAAAACUGUACAGUAUCUUUUAGCAAAGACUCCAAGUGACUCUCGAAUUAAUAAAAAAUUGUCUGUGUAUAAGAAA